AUGUCCCGCAGCGGUGCAACCACUCAAGUCACCAACCGUCCGCCGUCGUCCAACAACCGCAUGAAGCUGACGAAAGACACCGGCCAUAUGACAGGAGGACCCAUGUCUGACAUGGCCAGCUUGUAUUAUGUAGAUGGCCCUGUAGACAACCUGGAACGUCUUGCAGAAUAUCUGAACAAGGAGGAUCUGGCUGAGGCAGCGUAUAUCGCACCAGCUGCAUCUGUGCCGCUCACCGUUCAACCACUCGUUGCGCCGCAAACCAUGGACGUGCCCGCCGUAACGCCUAGCUUCACGUCGCGCCAGAUUUAUGUUGGACCAGAGCCUGCAGGGAUGGACGCCAGCUAUGCCAACUCACUCCCCGGAGGAAAAGGCGAGGAAAUAAGAGGGACAAAUCCCACAGACGUCGGCUUCGUAAACCACGGCACUGCCGUCUCUGGCGUCAUCAACGGGGACGUCGACAUUUUUGGGGUUCUUGGUAUUGCGCCGGAGGCCAUCUUCCAUGGCUCUUUCUCUCUCGGGCACCCCGUCGCUACUGCUAUCAAAGCGGCGGCCGACAAGUUGCGGCCAGGUGAUGUUAUACGCCUCGAGAUCCAAUCCACCCAGGAUCUUGCUUCUCAGAUCAGGGAAACCGGGAUAUUCUUCGCGGCUGCAAGUUCUGAUGACAUCAUUACCAUAACGUCAGGCAUGACAGCAUUUAGUAUGUUUAAGCCCAAUUUUUCGUCUUGCUAUGCCGUCGGAUACUGUAUCUCAGGCCCGAGUGCCGACCAUAUCGCUGAGUUCGAUUAG
This is a messenger RNA of Metarhizium acridum CQMa 102, 786 nucleotides long. RefSeq lists its product as uncharacterized. The record is from RefSeq and is a predicted model, not a curated record. Gene Ontology annotation, biological process: proteolysis. Gene Ontology annotation, molecular function: serine-type endopeptidase activity. NCBI's taxonomy places the organism in Eukaryota, Fungi, Ascomycota, Sordariomycetes, Hypocreales, Clavicipitaceae.